Molecule: messenger RNA, 333 nt
Organism: Gongylonema pulchrum
Lineage: Eukaryota; Metazoa; Nematoda; Chromadorea; Rhabditida; Gongylonematidae
Source: the annotation of a GenBank genome assembly
CAGGAAUGCGAUUACGUGAACAUCGAGGACGCAAGUGUGGACGAGGCGCUCGGUGAUAUGUCAUCUUCCUACACGACGAUUGGAACUGAUACGCCAAGCACGUCAGCAGCAUGUUCGACGAGUUCAUUGCUCAGUGAAGCACGUAGCGGGGUGGACUGGAUGAGGAAGCUGGCCGCCAAAUAUCAACAUAUCAGGGGCACAUAUAAUUCCUAUCGGAAUAAUUGCACUGUAGAGAAAAUGUCAAGACUAGUACUGAAUGAGCAGUUGGGAGCGAAGCGACAUGCUGUUCAAUUUUUUAACUACGGCGUCAAUAGGCUACUGGAUGAGUUCUAA